This is a messenger RNA of Nothobranchius furzeri (turquoise killifish), 1180 nucleotides long. Its product is annotated as claudin-19. Gene Ontology annotation, cellular component: bicellular tight junction; plasma membrane. Gene Ontology annotation, biological process: cell adhesion; bicellular tight junction assembly. The record is from RefSeq and is a predicted model, not a curated record. Gene Ontology annotation, molecular function: structural molecule activity. Lineage: Eukaryota; Metazoa; Chordata; Actinopteri; Cyprinodontiformes; Nothobranchiidae.
UAGAGCCCACCCGCAGCACGCAGCAGUCUGAUGGCUAUCAAGAAGCAAGAUCAUAAUCUAUCCUGAGUUUGAUGUAAUCAAUAGUUACAAUCUCUGCGAUAGGAUUCAGGUGAACGCAAUUGCAUUUCAUAUUUUUUGUUUGUUUGUUGUUUUUUUUUAAUCUGGGCGCGAUGGCCAGCUUUGGGAUGCAGAUCGUGGGAUUUCUCAUCGCUCUAGUCGGAGUCGCUGCGACUGUUGCUGCAACUUUCAUGGUGGAGUGGAAGAAGGAGGCUCAGGGCAAAUUCCACAUCUAUGAAGGUCUGUGGAUGACCUGCAGCGGGACAGAGAGGACGACCUGUGAAAGACACAAGUCUGUGCUCAAACUGUCAGAUGAAGUCCAGGCAACGAGAUCCGUGAUGUUGGUGUGCCUCUUCCUGUCUGCCGUUGCGCUGAUUGUCUCCACGGUGGGGAUGAAGUGCACCCGGCUGAUGGACAGCAUGCCGGAGAGCAAAGCUAAAGUAGCGGUCACUGGAGGGAUGCUCUUCCUCAUCUCAGGUUUUGUAACCAUCAUCAUCACCUCCUGGUAUGUCAGCAUAAUUGUUGAGAUCUACCACAAAUCACACCGUCUGCAAACGAGAGAGUUUGGUAAUGCAAUAUUUGUCAGCUUGGGUGGAGGAUUCUUCUCUGUGGUUGGCGGUGCUUUCCUAAGCUGUCGGAGAUGUUGUGAGACUAAAUCCUCAGCGUCCAAAAGCUCCAACCAUCUCCUCCCUACCACACACUCCAAGUCUAAUUACGUCUGACGGAGGAGCGAGGGGACCCACGUCCUUCUGAGGACAAACAAGCUGCACAUUCAUCUGGUAACUAGGUCAGGAUCACUAAGUUCUCCAUGUAAAGUUGUAAAAAAACAAUCACAGUUCAGAUUUUGUAUAAUGCCAAAUAGCUUUACAACUUAGGCAGAAGAACUUGGUUUUUUUACUUGAUUUGUUGUCAUUCUACUAUUUUUAUACUUUGCAAAAAGGAAUCUCUUCACUUUAAUAGAUUUAUAAAUAUACAUGACGUGUGCUGGCUGUACGAAAAGUUUCACAUUUUCAAUAAGCUGUCUGAUUCUUUUCCAAAGUUUAUGCAUCCUUUUUGUGGAGCUGUUACAAAGAUGUUACACAUUUUGAUAAGAAAAAUAAACCUAUUUGGGUUUUGUUGUUCU